AGGCAUUUCAUUGUUUGAGCGGCAGGGCAGGAUUUUCGGACGGGCGUCUUCGAACACGCCUAGACGAAAAGCCUGGGAGCUUCGUUCGAUCUCUUCUCUUGCCGCCGGAAGCUACUAAUCGCUAGCGAAGAUGAGGGAGUGUAUCUCGAUCCACAUCGGUCAGGCCGGAAUCCAGGUCGGCAAUGCGUGCUGGGAGCUCUACUGCCUCGAGCAUGGCAUCCAGCCGGAUGGCCAGAUGCCAAGCGAUAAGACGGUUGGCGGCGGAGACGAUGCUUUCAACACCUUCUUUAGCGAGACUGGUGCCGGCAAGCACGUCCCCCGCGCCGUGUUCGUGGAUCUGGAGCCGACGGUCAUCGAUGAGGUUCGCACUGGUACCUACAGGCAGCUCUUCCACCCGGAGCAGCUCAUCAGUGGCAAGGAAGACGCUGCGAAUAACUUCGCUCGUGGUCACUACACCAUUGGAAAGGAGAUCGUAGAUCUUUGCCUGGAUCGCAUCCGGAAGCUGGCCGAUAACUGCACUGGGCUCCAGGGAUUCCUGGUCUUCCACGCCGUGGGCGGUGGAACGGGAUCCGGCCUGGGCUCGCUGCUGCUGGAGCGCCUGUCGGUGGACUACGGGAAGAAAUCCAAGCUCGGUUUCACCGUCUACCCGUCACCCCAGGUCUCGACCUCGGUGGUGGAGCCUUACAACAGCGUGUUGUCCACACACUCGCUUCUGGAGCACACCGACGUCGCCGUGCUGCUGGACAACGAAGCUAUCUACGACAUCUGCCGCCGAUCGCUGGACAUCGAGCGCCCGACGUACACCAACUUGAACAGGCUCGUCUCUCAGGUGAUCUCGUCGCUCACGGCAUCCCUGCGCUUUGAUGGAGCUCUCAACGUGGACGUGACCGAGUUCCAGACCAACCUCGUCCCCUACCCGCGCAUCCACUUCAUGCUCUCGUCCUACGCGCCGGUCAUCUCCGCCGAGAAGGCCUACCACGAGCAGCUGUCGGUGGCCGAGAUCACCAACAGCGCGUUCGAGCCGUCGUCGAUGAUGGCCAAGUGCGACCCGCGCCACGGCAAGUACAUGGCGUGCUGCCUCAUGUACCGCGGCGACGUGGUUCCAAAGGACGUGAACGCGGCGGUGGCCACCAUCAAGACCAAGAGGACCAUCCAGUUCGUGGACUGGUGCCCGACGGGAUUCAAGUGUGGGAUCAACUACCAGCCGCCGACGGUGGUUCCAGGAGGAGAUCUGGCCAAGGUCCAGCGCGCGGUGUGCAUGAUCUCGAACUCCACCAGCGUCGCCGAGGUGUUCUCCCGGAUCGACCACAAGUUUGAUCUCAUGUACGCCAAGCGCGCGUUCGUGCACUGGUACGUGGGUGAGGGGAUGGAGGAGGGGGAGUUCUCCGAGGCCCGCGAAGAUCUGGCAGCGCUCGAGAAGGAUUACGAGGAGGUCGGGGCCGAGUCCGCGGACGAUGCCGACGAUGGCGAGGAGUACUGAAAGAAAAACUCGGGGAAAAAAAGUGUGGCUUUUAAAAAAUAAAGAUGUGUGACAACGAAGUAAAGAAGUAAAGUUAAUUUGACCUAA
This is a messenger RNA of Selaginella moellendorffii, 1567 nucleotides long. Its product is annotated as tubulin alpha chain. Lineage: Eukaryota; Viridiplantae; Streptophyta; Lycopodiopsida; Selaginellales; Selaginellaceae. Gene Ontology annotation, molecular function: structural constituent of cytoskeleton; GTP binding. Gene Ontology annotation, biological process: mitotic cell cycle; microtubule cytoskeleton organization. Bases 131 to 1480 code for a protein of 449 amino acids. Gene Ontology annotation, cellular component: cytoplasm; microtubule. The transcript has 4 exons. The record is from RefSeq and is a predicted model, not a curated record.